Messenger RNA from Funneliformis geosporum, 129 nucleotides. The record is from the annotation of a GenBank genome assembly. NCBI's taxonomy places the organism in Eukaryota, Fungi, Glomeromycota, Glomeromycetes, Glomerales, Glomeraceae.
AGCAUCAUGAUCCCAAAGAAGCUAGACCUCCGACAUUAGCAGAGAUAGAGGAAGAAAUUGAAAAAAAUAGGUUGGAAAGAAUAGAAAAGCUUCCAUUAGCCGAAAGGCAAGAAUAUGAAGCACAAAAGA